AUGGAGUCGACAAGUCUAGGCCUUCCGAGUCAGGAAAAUCUGCCAUCGCCGCUCUUGACCGAUGUCGACCGACCCGCCCCGGUCCCCAUCCCCAAGGCGAAAAUUGAGAGGACCGAUUCGGCCCAAUCCUCGAGCAAGGCCUCCCUGCUAUCACACCAGUCAGUGCCCGUCACCGGCACCUUUCCCCUCGGUACCCUCAGGGUCCACCAGGUCAUGGACUCCCCCAGGCUGCGGCAGCCAGAAGCCCGGCCGCAGGCCGACUUGUCUGAUAUGCCCCCGUUGGAGGACGCCCCCAGUGGAGGGGAUACAGCACCACUCGACGGGGACAUAUUCGUGAUCCUCGACCUGCCCCCGAACUCAACCGUGGGCUGCGACGCCAGGGCCAUCAACACCGGCGCCUCCGGCUUCAAGGGCAUCCGCGACAUCCCCCCGGGCCCUCACUUCGUCUGGGUCUCGGAGCCGAGCGUCCUGUCCCGCUGCGGAUACUGGUUCGUCGCGCAGGACGGGGGCCGGGUGCGCGUGAAGCAGUGGGACAAGUACAACGAGGUGCUCGCCGAGCCCGCGAGCAAGUUCGAGCUCCGCGACCACAGGGACAACGUGGCCAGCCUGUACCCGCAGCUCGUCUCCUUCAGACACGGGGGUGACCCGGCGGCGGCGCCGGCGGCUGGGGCAGGCAGCGACGACGAGACGGCGCAGCUGUGGCAUCAGUUGACUUCCGGCAUCAGCGAGGGGCUCCUCGAAAGGGUCACGGGGAGGAGGGCCGCCGGUGAGUGGCUGGUGGCCACCUCAGACACCGCGCAGGGCGAGGCCGGCUUCCCACAGACUACGACGCAGCUGUACAAGGCGGUCGUCGGGCCGAGGGAGCUCGAGUUCCUCUUCCCGGAGGGCGACGUCGACCUCACGGCGGCGGCGGGGAGCCACCACCACGACCACCAGGCGAGCACGGCCACAGAUGCGGACGCGGACACGAAUGCGGGCCCGCCAGACACGUCGGCCGAGAUCCUCCGCCUCGUCGACACGCCCGGCACCGGCGUCUCGGACUCGGACGUCACCGGCGAGCUGCAGCUGACCUUCCUGACGGGCUUGCACCUGUCGAACCUCUCGUGCGUCGACCAGUGGUGGCACCUCGUGCUCAAGGUGGUUCUGCGCGCGCACCGCCUCGCCCUGCUGCGCCCGCGCCUCGCCGCCGCGCUUGUCCGCACCCUCCACGCGCAGAUGGUCUACGACGAGAGGUACAUCGCUGGCGCCGACGACCCCAAGGACGAGGGCACGACCAUCCUGGAUAUCGUCCCGGGCAACAAGCGCAAGCUCCGCCGCGCGCUGGCGCUCUACCGGCGCAGGCUGGACGAGCUGCUGCUGGACCUGCCGCGGGACAGGGCCACGGCCGAGCAGGGGGCGGUGGGCAAGGCGUUUGGGGAGUUGGAGGCCUGGUUCUGGAAGUUUGGGUGGGACCUGAGGACGGGCGGUGGUGGGGAGGAGGAGAGUAAUGGGGCUGGUGGGCAAGGAGGCAAUGUCGGCCGACAUGACGAUGAUGAUGAUCACGACGAUGAUGAUUACAAGCCUGUUAUUGUUGAUUUGGACGCUGAUGGGCGAGAGGUUGGGCUGAUCUCGUUCAGCUGA
Diaporthe citri is the source of this 1620-nucleotide messenger RNA. RefSeq lists its product as uncharacterized. Lineage: Eukaryota; Fungi; Ascomycota; Sordariomycetes; Diaporthales; Diaporthaceae. The record is from RefSeq and is a predicted model, not a curated record. The transcript has a single exon. The coding region runs from base 1 to 1620 and encodes 539 amino acids. Gene Ontology annotation, biological process: spliceosomal tri-snRNP complex assembly.